UGUGUGUGUGUGUGUGUGCGUGUGCGCUCGCUCAGACGGGGGGGAUGGCCUCUCUGCUCAGGGAGUACCUCUGGCUCUGGGUGGUCCUCAUGGUCCUCCUGCUCUCCACCUUCAUCUGCCUCAUCUUCGUCUGCAUCAACAGGUGGAUCUGGCACCAAGGGAAACACAUCUUCAGUCUGAACUCCAGACCUGCAGCCUCCCUGCAGAAAAACUCUCAUCCCGUCGUUCAGAGUGUGAACAGUGUGACGCCUCCUCUGCCUCCGAGAACACAGUUUGUGAACGAAGUUGCGCUGGAUCGGAGCUACGAGAACCUGGCAGAGGAACCGGACUACGAGGACCCCGACGAGAACCCGGGUCCGGACCUUGACCCGGACCAUCGCAGUUCUUUGCCCGACUAUCUGAUGCUGGAGAGUGACCCUGGACCCGACCCUCACCAGGAGAACCGGGAGGAGAACCGGGAGGAGAACCAGGAGGAGAACCGGGAGGAGAACUGGGAGGAGAACUGGGGGGAGAACGAGGAGGACUACGACGACAUCACGGCAGAGGACGAGAAGGAGGCGGACGAGGACUACGACGACGUGAGAUAAACAGCGAGGCCUUCUGGGACAUGGAGUCUUCCUGAACUGAUGAUGCUGCAGUAAAGUGACAAAAAGAACGAGAAGAAGAAGAAGAAGAAGAAGAAGAAGAAAACCCCACGGAGAGUCACGAGUUUUACAAAAGUGUCUGAGCUUCUCUUUUCUUUAAAUCUUCUCCUGGGAAUAAACCGUCGUGUGGACAAAGAGACGCCUGCAGAUCAAACCUGUGUGUCGUUUGUUCAGUCGUUUUUCAAAAUCAAAUCAAAAAUAAGAAACAAAACCAAAAUGAAAAAACAGACAAUGAUCGAUUUUUCUCAGUUUUUGAUUUUGUGUUUAAAUGAAAAAUGGAAAAAAUGGAUAAUGGACUGAACCAGGACUAAAACAGGACUAAAACAGGACUAAGCCAGUCUCAGUCCUGGUCUCAGUCCCAAUCCGGUCCUAGUUCAGUCCUAAUCACAGUCUACACAGGUGCACCCCCGUCCCUGUCCUGAGACUCCUGGCUCAGUCCUGGUUUAGUCCUGGUUUAGUCCUGGUUUAGACCUGGUUUAGACCUGGUUUAGACCUGGUUUAGUCCUGGUUUAGUCCUGGUUCAGUCUGUUUUUUCAUUUUGGUUUUGGAGACAAAUAAUGAAGAAAAUUGUUGUUGUUUUCAUUUUUUAUUUUCAGUUUUAUUUUGAAAACAAAUGAACAAAUGAUUUGUCAGUGUGAUUUGUCAGUGUGAUUUGUCAGUGUGAUUUGUCAGUGUGAUUUCAGGAUUUCUGAGCUGAUUCGUUCAGGAAACAUUGAUUCGUGUAAAUCAGCGCUCAGACUCUGCUCCUCACUCUCUGUCUCGUCGUUCGGCGUUUGUCGUUUGUUGUUUGUGUUCUGGCGCCUCCUGCUGGACAGUCACAUAUUUAACACAACUCUUCCUCUUUAAAGCUCCACUGUGUCACUUUCUGGACGUGGCGCGACACCUGCACGUUCCCACGGAAACAGAAAGAUAAAAGACACACUUCAGAACAUUUUGUACGAUCAUAAACGAUGAACUCCUGUGUCGUCGUGAACAUUUUUGUUACGUUUGUACGACAUAAAUGAACCAGAAUCCUCACGUUUUCACUUUUAUUACUACAUUUAUGAUCGUAAAAAAAAAAAAAAAAAACUGUAAUCAGAGUGAAAAUGUGAGGAUUUCGUUUAUCGUUUAUGAUC
This is a messenger RNA of Boleophthalmus pectinirostris (great blue-spotted mudskipper), 1759 nucleotides long. Its product is annotated as ring-infected erythrocyte surface antigen-like. The record is from RefSeq and is a predicted model, not a curated record. Gene Ontology annotation, cellular component: tetraspanin-enriched microdomain; membrane; immunological synapse. Lineage: Eukaryota; Metazoa; Chordata; Actinopteri; Gobiiformes; Gobiidae. The transcript is spliced from 4 exons. Bases 45 to 587 code for a protein of 180 amino acids.